Rotaria sp. Silwood1 is the source of this 1068-nucleotide messenger RNA. The record is from the annotation of a GenBank genome assembly. NCBI's taxonomy places the organism in Eukaryota, Metazoa, Rotifera, Eurotatoria, Philodinida, Philodinidae.
AUGCAAACAACAGAAACAGUUACACCAUCAGACAUUGAAUUAGAUCAGAAGAAAAAUGAUCAAUUAGCAGUAAACAAAGAUAAAAAAAGAUCGUCAAAAAAUGAUGAUGAAAAACCACCACCUUAUCAUCGACUUCACGAAGAAAAUCAAUAUUCUGACUUACAAUUUCAAGAGCAACAGGUCAAAGUACCCGUUUAUGCCAUUAUUUUAGCUAUUGCUCUCUUUCUGAUUGGUUCUGUGAUGAUUAUACUAGGCGCGUUAAUGUUAACUGGUCGCAUAGAAACACAAUAUAGCGAUCGUACAUGGCCAUUAAUACUUGUAGGAUCAUUGGUUUUUCUACCUGGUUUUUAUCAUUUACGUAUUGCUUAUUGGGCAUGGAAAGGAGAUCGAAAUUUCUCAUUUUCUGAUAUACCGGAUCUUGAUUGUAUUAAUUUUCGUUUAAAAAUGGGUAAUAUAUGUUCAUGGUGUUUUAAAACUGAAGAUGAUUCACAAAUGAAUAAUAAUGCUGAUAAUCAUUCGGAGAUUAUUAACUCACAACGUCAAUCAUCUACGUCCAAAGUUAAUGAUCGAACACCACUUUUAAGUAAAUCUGGUAAUCAUAAUAAUCAUUCAAUAACACCGAUACUUCAGAAUUCACAAUCAAAUGGUGAAGUAUUACCAGCAACACAACUUUUACAACCACCUGUAAUUAAUGAAACUAGAACAGAAACUAAAACAAUAAAUGAAACAGCUGAAAACAAAAUGGCAUCGAUUGUUGAAGGGAUGUUAUCAAAAUUAAUUGAUGUUAGUAAUAGUGGAUCUAAUAUGCAUCAAACAAAUACAAAUACAAAUGGAUUAAAUACAGAAAAUGAUUAUUUAAGACAAUUAUUAACAACAUCUUUAUCAUCAACAAAAAUCUUAGCAAUACCAGAUGCUGGUUUAAAUAAUCUUCCAUCAUUACUUUCUGGACGACCAAUAUCAUCUGAUAUAUGUCAUUUUGUCGCUCAUACAGCUGGUGAAUUAUCAAGUUUAUUAAUUAAUGAAAUAAAGAUAAUACAUAAAGAACAACUUGUUGUUGUCUUCGAGUAA